Messenger RNA from Monoraphidium neglectum, 897 nucleotides. RefSeq lists its product as hypothetical. The coding region runs from base 1 to 897 and encodes 298 amino acids. The record is from RefSeq and is a predicted model, not a curated record. The transcript has 9 exons. Lineage: Eukaryota; Viridiplantae; Chlorophyta; Chlorophyceae; Sphaeropleales; Selenastraceae.
AUGCAAAGCCCUGACGGCGUGAGGCAGCACUUCAGCCUGGACGUCAACCGCGUGACCUAUGUCCCCACCCGCACCGCCACCACCGCCUGCGUCGACUCGCGCCACGAGUACCCCGUCAUCGGCACCCCCGGCGGUGACAUCGCCGAGUUCAUCGGCGGCUUCGCUGUCUACCUCAACCUCACUGGCCAGACCCUCACCCAGGAGCUGGCUGACACCGUGCUUGCUGCCUACAUCAAGGGCCAGUUCAGCGCCAAGAAGCGCUUCUACUACCACACCAGCGACGAGAAGCUGCUCAAGGUCUUCUCUACCAUCAAGGCUGCCGGCUUGGGGUCCCCCGUCGCGUUCCCCGACCAGGAGCCCUCCAGCCCCGUGGAGCAGGAGGCUUGGCUCGCUGCCCUUUCCAAGGGCGAGAACCAGGGCUGCGGCCACAUGCGUCUCAUGAUCGACAACUUUGCCGACUACGGUUUCACCUCCGACGCCCUGCCCAAGGCUGUUGUGAAGGCGUUCUUCCACUACUGGUGGGGCACCCCCAUCGAGGACAAGGUCCGGAAGACUGUCAACUACGCCAUCCUGCAGGGCCCCCUUAUCGGCAAGGCUGUGGCCAUUGUUGGCAACCAGGGCGCCUGCCCCACGCGUGUUCCUGCCAUCUCCAGCAGCGCGGGCGCUUCCCAGCUCUUCGUGUACCACGCUGAUGCAAUUGACACCAUCCGCAAGAACACAAUGACGACCUGGUUUGUCAACUACGCCCGCAAGAACGCCCCCACGCCGCUGGACCCCACAGCCUUCUACAACGGCGUCAAGGCGCUCCAGGCGCAGCACCUCGGCGCCACCCUGCGGCUGCUGUCGCCGGUCAACAACCUCAACAUCUACGGCGUCUCCCUUACCACCGCCAACUAA